AUGGGAGAAGUAGACGCAGCCUUCAUCCAAGCCACCGAGCACCGCCCAAAACUCGCCAUUGUCGAAGCAGACGGCAUUCCACUAAUUGAUCUCUCUGUUCUAAAUUCUCCCGACUUGCCUGAGCCAGAUGCCGCAACCAUAAGACCUCUUAUAGCCGAGAUAGGUGAGGCCUGCGAGAAUUGGGGUUUCUUCCAAGUGAUCAACCAUGGGGUGCCAUUAGAACGCCAGAAAAACCUUGAGGUCGCGGCGAGGAAGUUCUUCGCUCUGUCGAAGCAGGAGAAGAAGAAGGUGGGGAGAGAUGAAGUGAACCCAUUGGGGUAUUAUGAUACUGAGCAUACCAAGAAUGUUAGAGACUGGAAAGAGGCUCCACUGCUCUUGGGUCGCCUCCCUCCUUCCUUGAUCUUCAUUUUCGGGAAGCUCUUGGGAUUGGCCGCCACAAGGAUUCCCGGUGCCCUAGUCAUCCUCGCUCAAGACGAUGUUGGAGGACUCGAAAUGAAGCAGAAAGCAAAUGGAAAGUGGAUUCGGGUCAAACCUAUUCGUGGUGCUUAUAUUAUCAAUGUUGGUGACAUUAUUCAGAAGGAGAAGAAAACAAGGAGGAAAUUAGAAAAAAAGCACCAUGUUAUGUUUGUAUUUGUUCUCAUCUUCUUCUCUCUCCAAAUGGUGAAUGCAGAAAGAUCCGAGCAGCCAUGGCUGGCCGGAAUCUGGCAAGCACUUUGUGCUAAUUCAUGGGGCAUGCCUUGGUGA
Ilex paraguariensis (yerba mate) is the source of this 744-nucleotide messenger RNA. NCBI's taxonomy places the organism in Eukaryota, Viridiplantae, Streptophyta, Magnoliopsida, Aquifoliales, Aquifoliaceae. The record is from the annotation of a GenBank genome assembly.